CCAGCCCUGCUCCCUCGCGCUCUCGCGCCGGGGGCGGGCUCGCUGCGCGUGCCUGGCGGGGAAGGGCGCGAGCCGGGAGCCUGAGAGCGUUCGCCGCGGGGGCGGCUCCGGGGCCUGAGCGGGCCCGCCGCUGCCUGAGCCGCGGAGUCGCGUCACCAGGAGGCUGCAGCCGCCGGAGACCUUGUCGACGCCCCCAGCUCCUGCCGGGAAAUAAUAAAAUCUCUUGCGUGGGCCCAUGUCUCCUGAGUCAUUCUGGGGCAAGGAGGGUCGUGGCAAGAUAUACUCUCAUUGGUGCCGUGCCUUUGGAUGAGGCUCUCCCAUUGACUUUGCUCUUUCUCCGGGAAUCUGAGCUGCUCUGGGAACCCUCAUUGCUUGAUCUUCUUCCAUGGGCUCACUGUCCAUUUCCUUGGUCGCUCGUCUUCUCGCCCAACACCGGCCUUCAUUUUGGAUGAUUGAGGAAAGUGGGAACAAGCGGAAGACCAUGGCAGAGAAGAGGCAGCUGUUCAUAGAAAUGCGUGCUCAGAAUUUUGAUGUGAUACGACUGUCAACUUACAGAACAGCUUGCAAAUUACGAUUUGUACAAAAACGAUGCAAUUUCCAUCUUGUUGAUAUCUGGAACAUGAUUGAAGCAUUCCGAGACAAUGGCCUUAAUACACUGGACCAUACCACUGAGAUCAGUGUGUCCCGCCUCGAAACGGUCAUCUCGUCCAUCUACUACCAGCUGAACAAGCGCCUUCCUUCUACUCACCAAAUCAAUGUGGAGCAGUCCAUCAGCCUCCUCCUCAACUUUAUGAUUGCUGCAUAUGACAGUGAGGGCCGAGGCAAGUUGACGGUAUUUUCAGUUAAAGCUAUGUUAGCAACCAUGUGUGGUGGAAAAAUGCUGGACAAAUUAAGAUAUGUUUUCUCCCAGAUGUCAGAUUCCAAUGGCUUAAUGAUAUUUAGCAAGUUUGACCAGUUUCUGAAGGAAGUUCUGAAGCUCCCAACAGCUGUCUUUGAAGGGCCAUCUUUUGGUUACACAGAGCAUUCAGUCCGCACCUGUUUUCCACAGCAGAAGAAGAUAAUGCUGAAUAUGUUCUUAGACACCAUGAUGGCCGAUCCCCCUCCCCAGUGCCUUGUCUGGCUACCUCUCAUGCACAGGCUCGCCCAUGUUGAGAAUGUCUUCCACCCCGUCGAGUGCUCCUAUUGCCGGUGUGAGAGUAUGAUGGGCUUCCGGUACCGAUGCCAGCAGUGCCACAACUACCAGCUUUGCCAGAAUUGCUUUUGGCGGGGCCAUGCCAGUGGCCCUCACAGCAACCAACACCAGAUGAAGGAGCAUUCCUCUUGGAAAUCCCCUGCAAAGAAGCUGAGCCAUGCAAUUAGUAAAUCUUUGGGAUGUGUACCCACCAGAGAACCCCCGCAUCCUGUUUUUCCUGAGCAACCAGAGAAACCACUUGACCUUGCAAAUAUAGUUCCUCCUCGCCCGCUGACUAAUAUGAAUGACACUAUGGUGAGCCACAUGUCGUCAGGAGUGCCCACUCCCACCAAGAGGUUACAGUAUAGCCAGGAUAUACCCAGUCAGUUGGCUGAUGAGCAUGCGCUGAUAGCCUCCUAUGUGGCCCGUCUGCAACACUGUGCACGUGUCCUGGACAGUCCUGGCCGGCUGGAUGAGGAACACCGACUUAUUGCUCGCUAUGCUGCCAGGCUGGCUGCAGAGGCAGGAAACAUGAUCCGUCCUCCCACUGACUUGAGCUUUGACUUUGAUGCCAACAAACAACAAAGACAGCUUAUUGCAGAGCUGGAAAACAAAAACAGGCAAAGGAAAGAUGAACUGGAGCAGAGGAUGUCAGCUCUGCAGGAGAGCAGGCGGGAGCUGAUGGUUCAGCUGGAAGGGCUAAUGAAGCUUCUCAAGGAGGAAGAGCAAAAGCAGGCAGCUCAGGCCACAGGAUCACCACAUACAUCGCCCACUCACGGAGGCGGCCGCCCAAUACCCAUGCCUGUCCGCUCAACAUCUGCUGGCUCCACCCCCACCCACUGUCCACAGGACCCCCUGAGUGGAGUCGGCGGAGACAUGCAGGAGGCCUUCGCACAAGGUACGAGGAGAAACCUCCGCAAUGACCUGCUGGUGGCUGCGGACUCCAUCACCAACACCAUGUCAUCCCUGGUGAAGGAGCUGCACUCAGGUUAGCAGAGAAGCCAGGACAGAGAGGCCGUGCAGCCCCAUCAGCAUACCUCCUUGGCCUGGUGUCUGGGUGCUGACCUACCUUGCGCUGUACUGGGCCUGGGCCUCAGGCGUGCCUCAGUGUCCCAAGUCUGCAUGCCACUGGCAGAUGCAUCUGGCUGGGAAGGCUCUGGAAGCAGGUGUCAGAGGUCCACUGAGAGCCACCCACUUCCCGGGGUUGCCUCUCCUUGCCCCUGAUUUCCCUCAACCACUGUCAUUCCUCUCUGGGGGUCCAAACCACCGCUGGUGCACCCCUGGGGUUCCACCACCCAGAGCUGUAACCUGCCACAGUAUCUGACUGCAGAUACACACUUCUCCAUAAAGCCCACCAACUCCAUAAAGCCCACCACGCCUUUUGCAGGAUGCCUGACCAUGCUCUAUCUUCUCACUUCUUAAAUAAAAUUAAUGAAAGUCCAGAUUUCCCCAGAGGCAAAUGUCCAUUGCCUCCAGGAAUUAGCCUUCACAUUUUUCCAUCUCAGGAUCUUAAUGCCUAUACCACCCAGUUCCAAGAUAUUGCAGCUUCUGGGCAUGCUCACCAAAAGGAAGGGACGAAAACAACUGGACAACAAUCUGUUCAGGAGAAGAGUUUUUUCAAGGAUAGAUGCCUUCGAGGCAUCCAUAAGAUUUCUAUCUAUUUUUCAAUUUUUCUCCCCUCCCUUCUCCACUUCUUAUAUUUAAAAGUUAGUCCAUCUUCCUCAGGUACAGACCUUCCAGGCAGAAAAGCUGUGCAGCCCUACGAUCCAGAAAAGGAGCUUUCCCAGAUCCUUCCUGCAGUCUCAUGGUGGGGGCAGGUUCUGGGACCUUGACCCCUCCGCAUCUGCACCAGGCCCUGGAGGGGCUCUCUUCUGCUCACUCCCCAAGACUGCCCUCUCUGAGCCUGUCCAGACUUGGGGAUCGUGCACACUAUGGAUAGGUAGCACCCAAGCUGCAGAAAUUCUCUCACUGCCCGAGAAAUUACAGAGCCUCGAGGGCUUGGCCAGGCUUUUGCCUAAACUCACUGCAUUAUCAGGCGAGGCCUUCCCUGAAAGCAAGUCUAGGCUGCCACAGCCAACAAGGGAGUCAGGAGCUGACUUGCCCUUCGGGAGCCUGCCAGAGCCCCACUCCCCGGGGCACAGGGAGCUGGGCAAUGAGGAAGGGCAGGCCAGAACCACGUGGCCAAGCCCUCUGUGCAGAGGGGAGACUAAGACCCACCACCCAAGAGCUUUGGUGUCAGAACUUGAAUCAGAGCUGGGUCUGCUGGUCCCAGUGCUGCCGGAUGACCCCCAUCAGGAGUUAUGAGUAACUCACCAACACUAGAGUCAAAUGAAAAGCAUAAAAACUCAGCCAGCAUGAGGCAAAGGCCUUCUCUACUCAGUAUUUACAGGCACAGCCCAACCUCUUUGUGCUCCUCCCCAGUCACAAUCCUUCUUCCCAAGAAACCACCAUAUUGCAACCUUUCACCACGAACCCAGCUCUUUCUUUUCCUGGAAAAGUCCUGUCCCUGUGCCCUGAGCACCAACUCCAAAGAUGCUAGGACCCCCCGGAAGUGGGGGAGCACCCCUUUCCCUUAGACAUUGUAAGGUGUGAGUCUUGUGAGCUUGUUCCAUCUCCGGAUGAAAGGACAGCACCCCCGCAGCUGCCUGGUCCCCAGCAGAGGUUAGCAUGUGGCGGGAGACCCUGGGCAGUGCCCUGA
This is a messenger RNA of Manis javanica (Malayan pangolin), 3869 nucleotides long. NCBI's taxonomy places the organism in Eukaryota, Metazoa, Chordata, Mammalia, Pholidota, Manidae. The record is from RefSeq and is a predicted model, not a curated record.